AUGGUAGCAGCGCUGCAGCGGCUCAGCGCGCCGCCCGUGCAGACGCUGCACACGCUGCAACCCACCCCCGCCACCGUCUCCUACACCGUGUCCACGCGCCCCGAAGCGACCACGCUGACGGCCAAACUGCGCUUCUACGCGGGCAUUGCGCUGCGCAUACUACCUGCCGUGGCUCUGGCAUGGACACUUGGUGAUGCGCGCGCAGAGGAAAUACUCGUGCUGGUCUCGCGGCUCCCAUGGCGGUAUCUGGCCCCCGCAUCUUUGUGCGCUGUUUACCUCGCUCUUCGCAGGGGCUAUGCAGAGGAAUCCCUACUCGUGCUCCGCGGCCUCGGUCUCCAGACCAGCACCGCAUCCUCUAUCUACCUCCGCACGCCUACCACGCGCUUCAUCCCCACGACCAGCGUCCAGGAUAUCUUCAUUCACGAAGCAUUCAAGGGGUUCGAGAUUAGAUUCUACCUCGCGGUCGUGGUGAAGGGGGAGGAGGAUGUGGUAGUUGUGUUUCCACGACUGUUGCCGAGGCGUGGGAUACUCGAGGAGGUGUGGAGAGGGAGCAGGCGGUGCUUGUGGGAGGAUGCGGGGGGUGCGAAAAAGAAAGGGGAGGAGAAAGGACGUGAGAGUGCCUGA
Molecule: messenger RNA, 624 nt
Organism: Paraphaeosphaeria sporulosa
Lineage: Eukaryota; Fungi; Ascomycota; Dothideomycetes; Pleosporales; Didymosphaeriaceae
Exons: 3
Coding region: 1-624 (207 amino acids)
Biological process (GO): GPI anchor biosynthetic process
Cellular component (GO): glycosylphosphatidylinositol-N-acetylglucosaminyltransferase (GPI-GnT) complex
Source: RefSeq, a predicted model, not a curated record